GCCAAAACCAUUCCUGUCCAAUAUUUCACAGAAAUAGCUACGACCGCUUAAAUCGAGCCAUGAAAUUCCAAAGCGCCGUCAUCCUGGCCGUGAUCGCUGUGGCUUCUUUUGUAUCUGGCGAAACACCAAGGCAGUUCUACUGCGGGCGGCGCCUAGCUACCACGUUAGCGUACAUCUGCGAUGCAGACAUCGCGGUGAAGAGAUCGGGUCCGUACAUCUCACUGCCGGAGUACGAUGGUGAGUUCGGCUGGCCGUGGAUCAGCUCUCGUGGUGCGCGCGCCAUGCACGCCGUCAGAGGUAAGCGCGGAGUCGCGUCGGAAUGCUGUGACAAGCCGUGCUCCAUCGAGGAACUGCUCACCUACUGUUAGAAACAAUUGUUGGCCCGAUAUUGAAUUGUUUUAAAGGAAAGUGUUAUGAAAUAAAUCGGUUUGUUAAGAUUUUACCAGUGUUUCAUUUAUGUAUUUUAUAAAUAUUACAAAUAUAUUAUUUCUAAAUGUGUAUAAAAUAUAUGAAAAAUAUAUUUACUUAUAAUGUUUUUUUAUUAAAUAAACUUUACCAAAAUGCGAUUUUCAUUACAUAUUUAUCAACUCCUUUCUAAAUAUAUUUCUUUAAAGCAUAUGUCUACAUAGGA
Molecule: messenger RNA, 631 nt
Organism: Galleria mellonella (greater wax moth)
Lineage: Eukaryota; Metazoa; Arthropoda; Insecta; Lepidoptera; Pyralidae
Product: bombyxin A-1 homolog
Exons: 1
Coding region: 60-368 (102 amino acids)
Cellular component (GO): extracellular region
Molecular function (GO): hormone activity
Source: RefSeq, a predicted model, not a curated record